AUGGAGGACAAGGCUCAACAAAAGGCAGUGAAGUAUCUCCAGCAGGAGCGCGAGGAAAUGCAAGCCAUGUUCGAUGACAAGUUUUCCGAGCUCUACGACGACCAGCAGCGCUGGGAGACGCAGCGUUCAGUCAUGCACGAGCAGCUCGCGGCGCAGUACGCGGAUCGAUUCGCAAAGGCAAAAGCGGAUAUGCAGCAGCAUCUUUUCAACGUCAUGUCAACGAUGCUGUCGUACCAAGAGCAGUGCGAGGCGGACUGGCUGCAGACAAGGGCGAAGGAGCUGGCAGAUCUCAGCAGAGAGCGCGCGGCCUACAGGCAGCUGGUCGAGUCUCAUAAGGCCACCGACAUGGCGCAGGUGCAGGCGCAAGUUGAGGCAGCGCUCCGUGCUGAGCGCGACGCCCUGGCCGAGCGCGAGCGGAUCAUGCAGCAAACCCUGCAAGCUAACCGGAAGGCCAUCGAGGAUGGAGCUAUGCAACAUGCUGCGCGACUGCUAGAGGCGCAUGAACGCGUCCUCGCGGAGGCAAGCCGCAAGCACGCACAGGAACAGCAAGAGAAGUGGGGGAAUCUGCAGAAUACUUUGCUGGAGAAGACAUGGGAGAUGGAGGCGGGGCAGCAGGCGGUGGCGCAGCAGCUCCAACGCGAGCACGAGGCGGUGCUGCAGAAGGAACGGCAGCGGUGGAAGACAGAGGCGGAGCAGCAACGCGUAGAGGCGCAGGGGCAGCAGCAGCGACUGGUCGAGCGGCUCCGUCAGCAAGAAGUGGAGCUGCGGAGUAAGCACGAAACAGUGAUUGAGGAGGAGCGGCGGCGCCAUGACACCCUUGUGGCGGAGCUGCGCAAAGAGCACGACCGCCGCUUUGUAGAAGAUAGGCAGCGGAGUGAAACCACACUGCGCGAACGCGAGGCCGCCUUUGAGGCGGAGCGUCGCCGCCUUGUGGAGCGCAUGGAGAAGCAGAACAGUCUGCAGCAGGAGUCGACCAACGAGCGGAUUCGGGCGCUGAAGGAUGAGUACAAUGCUAUGAUGCGCAACGUGGCGGAAAAAUCGCAGCAGAGCCAACAGGAGUACCUGAUGAGGGUGACAGAGCUCGAGGAGCAGCACCUGCACCGCCUGCAGGAGCAGGAGCAGGAGCUGCAGCGCAAGUACGACGAGAGCCUCACGGCAGUGCGCACGGCGCUGGAGAUGCGGGUGCGAGAGCAAGCUGUGUUGGAGGUGGACGCGCAGCGGCGCCUAGAGGAGCAGCGAGAGAGCCUGCGGGAGGAGGUUGAGGUGAAGUACCGCGCCUUCAUUGAGGAGCAGCUGGAUCGGGUGCGUGCAGAACAGAAAGAACGCGAGGCGGCCGCACAGCGCCUGGAACAAAUGUACCACAGCAACCUUGCCGAGCUGCGGCGGGAUAUGGAGGAGACGCUGUCGUCAUACUUCGCGCAGUCCGACAGCCAAUCACGGGAGGCCGCAACGCGGGCGCGCAGCGACUUUGAGAAUAAGCUGCAGCAGUUCUACGGGCUGGUGGAGCAGGAACGAAAGCAACAUGCCGCCCUGGAGGAGCAGCUCCGCGAGGCGCAGGCACAGACGGACGCGCUGCGGCUGACGCACGAGCAGCAGAAACUGGCGGCGCUGCGCGAGAUGCAGGAGCGGUACGAACGGCUGUACCAGGAGAUGCACGAGGCGUGCCGCACGGAGCGGGAGGAGUUGGCGCGGCGUGCCCUCGGCGAGGAAGAGCAGCGCCUGCUUAGGGAACUCACAGCCCUUGAGGAGAGGCGGCGCCGCCACAGCAACGAGAUCUCGCCGUACACUUCCACACCGGCAGCAGCAGCAACAACAACAACAGGACGCUGCUCCUCGCUGCACGAGGGUAGUCCGGCAUCCAGACUACAACGCGUGGCUGAGGAGGCUGCCUCCCACCACCUUCUGCGGUCCGCGCAACGAACACCGCAGAACAGGGGUCCAACCGACGAUCAUGCUGAGGUGGCUUCUUACAUCGAUGACGACAAGCUGCGUCAGCUGUGGUCUGUGUUGGAAGUCCCAGAGGCGGAGCAGCAGCAGACGCUGCGGCGCUGGGCGCACCUCCCGCCGCAGCAGCGUGCGGUUGAGGUGCAGAAGGAGAAACGGCAACUGGAGCUGCAGCUGCCACUCCUGGAGGUGGUAACGCGGCGCGAAUUUGUCCUGCACCGGCUGAGGGAGCUAGAGAAGAGCCCGUCCAGCAGCAACGGCAGUAUAAGUGGACAGAUGGAGGAGCUGCACAAGGAACUGUUGAGGUUGACAGAGCACCUCAAGACUGAAAUACCGCGUCAUGAGGCGAUGUACGGCUGCACGUUCCGCUUCCGUGGGACGCGCUACAUGAACACGUUACUGAACGAUGUCUCGGCGCAGUCCUUCUGA
Messenger RNA from Trypanosoma grayi, 2373 nucleotides. RefSeq lists its product as hypothetical. Bases 1 to 2373 code for a protein of 790 amino acids. NCBI's taxonomy places the organism in Eukaryota, Euglenozoa, Kinetoplastea, Trypanosomatida, Trypanosomatidae. The record is from RefSeq and is a predicted model, not a curated record. The transcript has a single exon.